UUUCUCCAGGGAGCAGCAGGGACUCCAGUCAGCCCCAGGUGGGAGCAGCAGAGCGAUGGCACAGGGACAGCUCCAUCCUCAACUUCCUCCUCCCCCAUGUGGAACUAGAUUCUAGUGAAGCCCCUGCCCUGGAAGCAUCCCUCAACACAGGUAGGGAUGAGAUCCCGAAACCAAGGUGGAGAAAGCUCGUCUAACGGGCAGUUCUCCAGUUCCAAGCCUGUCAUCAGCCAUGCAGAGAACGAAAAACUCCAGGAUGAUGCCAAGAAAAAGAACAAACCUCAUCGGAAGGAAGAUGAGGUCAUGGUUUCAGCAACUGUCAAACGGCACUCAAAAUCACCUGGACCUAGUGAACGAAAGAACAAGAAGUCCAUAGAGUUUUCUAAAGAGGACUUGAUAAAACUCCUCAGUAUAAUGGAAGGAGAACUACAGGCGAGGGAGGAUGUGAUCCACAUGUUGAAGACAGAGAAAACCAAACCUGAAGUUUUAGAAGCUCACUAUGGUUCUGCAGCUCCAGAGAGUGUGCUGCGAGUGCUACACAGGGACGCCAUCCUCGCCCAAGAAAAAUCUAUAGGAGAAGAUGUCUAUGAGAAACCAAUUUCAGAGGUAAAAACUUCUCAGUUUACAUCUUCAAGUCUGUGCAGGGGGAUUCCUAACCAGAAGGGAAAUUGCAUGCAUUUUGUGUUUAUGCAAAACAUGCCAGAGGAUAAUAUAGUGGUGGUAGAAAUGACAAGAAAUCAAAGGAAAAUUGAAUAUUCUUGUUAACUUAACCUGCUAAAU
Meleagris gallopavo (turkey) is the source of this 777-nucleotide messenger RNA. Lineage: Eukaryota; Metazoa; Chordata; Aves; Galliformes; Phasianidae. The record is from RefSeq and is a predicted model, not a curated record.